Messenger RNA from Sinocyclocheilus anshuiensis, 1431 nucleotides. RefSeq names its product platelet glycoprotein Ib beta chain-like. Bases 361 to 1017 code for a protein of 218 amino acids. NCBI's taxonomy places the organism in Eukaryota, Metazoa, Chordata, Actinopteri, Cypriniformes, Cyprinidae. The transcript has 4 exons. The record is from RefSeq and is a predicted model, not a curated record.
CAUGAACAUACAUAAACCAGUCGAACUUAAAUUCACUUCUGAAGUUUUGCUGUCUGUUUCAGAUAUUGGAUGACUCGUGUGCUCUUCAUUCACUGGCCAAUGCAAAGGAAAAGCGCUUCUGAUGUCCCAGUGUCAGAGCGUGAAAGUGCGGCCCACUUCCGGUCACAUAUUGCUCUGAGGGGGCGGCGUUUGAGUUUUAUCAGUGUGACCCAGCUGUGUUUGAUGCUGCAGUCUUAACGCUCCUUCAGACUGAUACUGACCCACAGACACGCUGGUGACGCUGAUAAACGUAAAAAUCUCCGUCUAUUCAGUUUAGUACUCCAUACUUAUCUGGCACUGAAAACAUCCGGAUGUGACUGCAUGUAUUGUUCUGAUGAAGAGCAGGAACAUGACGGUGAUUUGUCAUCUGUCUGCAGUGUGUGUGUGUGUGUGUGUGUGUGUUCUGGCAUGCGGUGUGUUGCGCUCGUGUUGAAGGUGGUGCUGUCAGUGCUGGGCAGUGAGAUGAUCGUGGCUCAGCUCUGGUGUCCGGAGGUGUGCUCCUGCGCGGCCGGCGUGGUGGACUGCAGUAAACGUGGCCUCACCACGGCCAGCCUGCCCUCGUCCUUCCCUCCACACACCACCGCACUCCAGCUGAACGACAACCACCUGACGGCUCUGCCCCACGGCCUGCUGGACUCGCUGCCAGCCCUGCACCGGGCCGCGCUCCACGGAAACCCGUGGUCAUGUGACUGCGGCAUCCUUUAUCUGAGAGGAUGGCUGCUGAAACAGAGCAACCCUGCUUCCAUACAGAACGCCAGCUGCAGUUCUCCUGCUCACCUGCGGGGGCGCCUGCUCGUGUUUCUGUCCGAGCAGGAGCUGCUGGACUCCUGUCGUUACUGGCUGUGUAAUCUGGCUCUGGCCUCUCAGAUCAGCCUCUUCAUCUUCAUCACUGUGCAGGUGCUCCUGCUGGCCUCUGUCAUCCUCUUCCUCCUGCGGUUUGAGCUGCUCAGCCGAGAGGUGCGGCACGACGCAGAGUAAUGAAUGCGUCAUGUUAAAAGACAGGAGCCUUUAGGACGAGACGGUCACAAACCAGAGCAAAACAAACAACUGUGUUCAGUUUCAUUUAUCAUAUUACAUUUUCCUUUUAAAGUUAUCUGCUUUUUAAUGCUUUUUUGCAUACAUUUUCCAGGCAUGCAAUAAAAAUGCUGCAUGCAGUUUAGACAACCAAUGGUAAUGUUUACUGUAAAAAUCAUCCUAAUUGGGGAAAAUAAGGAAUAAAUGCCUUUCUUUUGUACUUUCUUUGCAAAAAAUUACCCUCUUUUGUAAACUUGAUCCAAUGGUCACAAUGAAUUAAAAACAAUUUUGGUGCAUAUUUACAGGUGCAUGUGUAUGUGUUCUUGUUAUUCAUAUCCUUUUCUUUUUAUUGCUUCAAUAAAAACAAAAACACACAAA